AUGAUGACCACACAGCAGAGCCAGCAGUCGCAGGCCGAGGAUCUGUUUCAAGAUGUUGAUCUACUGCAAUCUCAUGGAAUCAAUGCUCUGGACAUCAAGAAGCUCAAGUCGGCAGGCAUCUGCACAAUAAAGGGAAUCAACAUGUGUAUGAAAAAGAAAAUGGUUCAGAUUAAAGGUCUGACGGACGCCAAAGUAGAUAAGAUAAAAGAAGCUGCAGCAAAACUCAGCAACGGUUGUGAAUUCCUGACAGCUAACCAAGUUAGUGAGAAGCGAAAGUCAAUCUUCAAAGUGUCCACUGGUUCCACUGACUUUGACACACUUCUCAAUGGCGGCAUCGAAAGUAUGGCCAUCACCGAGGCGUUUGGUGAGUUUCGUACUGGAAAAACACAAAUCUCGCAUACUCUUUGCGUUACCUGUCAAAUUGCAAACGGCAGCUUUGCUGGCGGAAAAGCUAUCUUCAUUGACACCGA
Messenger RNA from Rhagoletis zephyria (snowberry fruit fly), 470 nucleotides. RefSeq names its product meiotic recombination protein DMC1/LIM15 homolog. Gene Ontology annotation, cellular component: condensed nuclear chromosome. Gene Ontology annotation, biological process: mitotic recombination; DNA recombinase assembly; DNA strand invasion. Gene Ontology annotation, molecular function: DNA strand exchange activity; ATP binding; ATP-dependent DNA damage sensor activity. The record is from RefSeq and is a predicted model, not a curated record. NCBI's taxonomy places the organism in Eukaryota, Metazoa, Arthropoda, Insecta, Diptera, Tephritidae.